Molecule: messenger RNA, 333 nt
Organism: Melampsora larici-populina 98AG31
Lineage: Eukaryota; Fungi; Basidiomycota; Pucciniomycetes; Pucciniales; Melampsoraceae
Exons: 2
Coding region: 1-333 (110 amino acids)
Source: RefSeq, a predicted model, not a curated record
AUGCUCGAUGCUUGUACUUCCGAUCAUGAUAAUCAUCCUUUCGAUUCUAACAAUGCCCUGGAAGCAACUCUCACUUCCGAGUCUGAAGACCUUCAAAGUACAGCUGACUCUGUCGACUGUGUCGUUUCUGUUCUAAAAUCUACUUCAUUUCCCGUCGCCACUGUGGGUGGUAUUCCCAGAAAGAUUUCCCCUCGUGCCAUUGAAAUCUGUCCUAAUCUCUUUCGAUAUUCCAAGGGAUAUGACCCAAUCGAUUCUCUGUGCUUUGUACCCGGGUUGAUAUUGGGACCGAAUGAAGAUCGCAUCACUCCAUCUCUCAAGAUCAGAAUGGAAUAG